AUGGCUACGACAUCUGAAGAUCAGGCCGUUGUGGACUUUUUGACCAGUUCCAGAGAUAAAAUUUCUGAUUUCAUAAAAAUUCACGAUUCUGAUCCCAGACUAAAGGACUUGUUAAAUACGUCAAGAGAGAUUAUGGAAUGUGUGAACGACGUUUCUAACUUCUUGAAUCCUUGUUUUUCUCCUAACUCUGAAGUUUCAAUCAAGAAGUAUGAGGAUUGCGUUUUCAUUAAUCGCGAUGUGGGAUCAGAGAAUGAAAUCGCUGAACUGUUACAACAAAUUCAAAACGAAUCUUCUGAAUUUCUCACAUUUUUAGAAAAUCUACACGUUACAUUCAACUCACUAAAUUUAGUAUUAAACCCUUCAGAUUCAAGCUCCGACUCGGGUUCAAAUACCUUGUCAAAGAGCAGGAUAUUGGAAUUAUACAACGAAAACAAAAAACUGGCUAACGAGAUCGAUAGAUUAAACACUGAAAUUAUAGCUAACGACUCUAAGCUAAGUGAGCUCGAGUCUACCAAAAAACUCUGUGAAAAAGAACUCUUGAUGUACGACAAACUGUUAAAAUCUUCACAAGAUUUAAAUAAUCGGGAAGCACAGGAGAAAUUGAUGAUAUAUGACAAAUUGUUAAAAUAUUUAGAACCGAAUUCUGUUUAA
Messenger RNA from Theileria annulata, 651 nucleotides. RefSeq lists its product as uncharacterized. Lineage: Eukaryota; Apicomplexa; Aconoidasida; Piroplasmida; Theileriidae. The transcript is spliced from 4 exons. The record is from RefSeq and is a predicted model, not a curated record. Bases 1 to 651 code for a protein of 216 amino acids.